This is a messenger RNA of Paramecium sonneborni, 475 nucleotides long. Lineage: Eukaryota; Ciliophora; Oligohymenophorea; Peniculida; Parameciidae. The record is from the annotation of a GenBank genome assembly.
AUAAUUUAAUGCAAAAAGCUAGCAUUUUUAAUAGGAAUUUCAAAUUGCUCUUCAAUAAAAACAAGUAUUAAAAUUUGACUGGUAUUUUGUAAAUGGAUAUUUUAAGCUUAAUAAGGUCAUAAUUAAACUCAUCUUGGUUGGGUGUCUCCCGUAGAUUACAGAUUUGGAAGAAUCAUGUUGUAUCUAACUUGUACAAUAGGAUUUUAUUGUGCCUAUUAAGACCCAGGAGUUUUACAUGAAACAGUAUAAUUCAUAUAUAAUUAUAGUUUGGUCAUUUUAAAUAACCACCCAGAUAUGUGUUGGUAAUAUAUCUGAAUUAAUUACAUAGGGAUUUGGAAAAGGACUUGAAACAGAUGAAAAGAAUUUGAAUUAAUAAAUAUUGGACAGACAUCAUGCAGAAGAAUAAUUAGAGCAUUUCAAACAUAACCUUACCUAAUACGAUGGCAAAUGAUAUAAUACAUAAAUAUAAAAACAU